GAUUCUUAGCGACACACGAAUAGGGCCCUGCACGGAGAGAGACGGAGGAAAGAAAACACAACACCAAGCUGCAUCGGCAGGCCAUCCGGCGACGUGGGACUCGCUGCUGUGAGUACUUCGCGACCGAUCGGAGUCGAUGGGCAGCACGGCGGUGAACUCCGACUACGGCGCGACGCGCGAGCUGUCCGCCCUCCAGAAGGAGCGCGCGCUCUAUCGCCCUGAGCUGCCGCCCACCAACCUCCGAUCCCUGCCAACUUUUGGCCGCGCCGAAUCCCCGGGUUCAAUCGGAUCAGCGCCGCCACGACAUAUGCCCUGCCCGAUUCCUUGUCACAGCGCUUUAAUUUCUCCGGCCGGAUCGAUCUUGUCGACGGGCUGGGUGGGGGGAACCGCGGUGAGGGUGGAGUACGGCGACGCGACGAUCGCGGCCGACGGUGCGGACGCGCAUGUGAUCGGCAACGCGUUCCCCCACACCUACGGCCAGCCGCUGGCGCAUUUCCUCCCGGAGGCGGCCAAUGCGGCGGACGCUGCAAUCAUAACAGAGCACCCUGUCGUCAGGGUUGGUGUCGUCUUCAGUGGUAGACAGUCCCCAGGUGGGCACAAUGUUAUAUGGGGACUCCAUGAUGCUUUAAGUGCUCACAACCCAAGUAGCAAGCUUAUUGGUUUUCUUGGAGGAACUGAUGGCUUGUUUGCGCAGAAAACUUUGGAAAUCACAGAGGAAGUUCUUUCUUCCUAUAAAAAUCAAGGUGGUUAUGAUAUGAUUGGUCGGACAAGGGAUCAAAUCAGAACAACUGAACAAGUAAAGGCAGCGAUGACUACUUGCCAGACUUUGAUGUUGGAUGCUCUUGUAAUAAUUGGAGGUGUCACAUCCAACACGGAUGCUGCUCAGCUUGCUGAGACUUUUGCCGAGUCAAAGUGUUCAACAAAGAUAGUUGGUGUUCCUGUAACUCUGAAUGGGGACCUGAAGAACCAGUUUGUCGAGACAACUGUUGGUUUUGAUACGAUAUGCAAGGUGAACUCGCAGCUCAUAAGUAAUAUCUGCACUGAUGCUCUUUCUGCUGAGAAGUAUUACUAUUUCAUUCGGUUGAUGGGGCGGAAAGCAUCUCAUGUGGCAUUGGAAUGUGCUCUUGAGUCACAUCCAAAUAUGGUUAUUCUAGGCGAGGAGGUUGCUGCAUCAAAACUUACAAUUUCUGAUAUCACAAAGCAGAUAUGUGAUGCUGUCCAGGCAAGGGCUGAAAAUGAUAAGUACCAUGGCGUUAUGCUUAUUCCUGAGGGCCUUGUUGAGAGCAUUCCUGAACUGUACGCUUUGCUUCAGGAAAUUCAUGGGUUACAUGAUAAAGGUGUUUCCGUUGAGAGCAUCUCUUCUCAUCUUUCGCCUUGGGCUUCUGCCCUAUUCAACUUUUUGCCUCAAUUUAUUAGGAAACAGCUCCUCCUCCAUCCAGAAUCUGACGACUCUGCUCAGCUUUCUCAGAUUGAGAUCGAGAAGCUUCUAGCCCAGCUAGUUGAGACAGAAAUCAACAAACGGCUGGAGGAAGGCACUUACAAAGGAAAGAAGUUCAAUGCAAUUUGCCACUUUUUUGGUUACCAAGCUAGAGGUGCCCUGCCCUCAAAGUUCGAUUGCGAUUACGCCUAUGUUCUCGGUCAUGUAUGCUAUCAUAUCUUAGCUGCUGGUCUGAAUGGCUACAUGGCCACUGUGACAAAUCUUAAAAAUCACCUGGUCAGGUGGAAAUGUGGAGCUGCUCCUAUUACGUCUAUGAUGACUGUAAAGGGUUGGUCGCGUGGUCCUGCUGCCACUCAAAUUGGGAAGCCAGCUGUUCACAUGGCGAGCGUGGAUUUGAAAGGAAAAGCAUACGAGUUGUUGAGGCAAAACUCGUCCAGCUUCUUAAUGGAAGACAUCUAUAAGAACCCUGGACCACUGCAAUUUGAAGGACCGGGUGCGGAGGCAAAGCCUAUUUCAUUGUGUGUCGAAGAUCGGGACUACAUGGGAAGGAUCAAACAGCUGCAGGAGUAUUUGGAGAAGGUGAAAUGCAUCGUGAAGCCCGGGUGCUCGCAGGAUGUCCUCAAAGCUGCACUGAGCGCCAUGGCACAUGUGAUUGAGUUGCUCACUAUCAUGUCUUCUCCCUCAUACAGUGGCCAGGCGGCAACCAUCUGAGAGCAAAUUCGAAGCACUUUAUAUUUUUUGGUCGGCCAUAGAAACCGCGAUCUUGAUAGGUUAUCUGUCCAUCUUCUAAUUUCGUCCUGGUUCUUUAGAAUGGAAAGUGUGGGAGUUUUUUUCUUUUUUUUUGAGGAAUGCCAUUUGGCAAUUUAUCUGAUAAAAUAUUCUCAUCGUUCACCAACAUGCCCAUAAUAAAACUAGGGAUUUCAUCGACUCAAAUA
Molecule: messenger RNA, 2373 nt
Organism: Brachypodium distachyon (stiff brome)
Lineage: Eukaryota; Viridiplantae; Streptophyta; Magnoliopsida; Poales; Poaceae
Product: pyrophosphate--fructose 6-phosphate 1-phosphotransferase subunit alpha
Exons: 18
Coding region: 137-2149 (670 amino acids)
Biological process (GO): photosynthesis; response to glucose; glycolytic process
Cellular component (GO): cytosol
Molecular function (GO): ATP binding; 6-phosphofructokinase activity; diphosphate-fructose-6-phosphate 1-phosphotransferase activity
Source: RefSeq, a predicted model, not a curated record